This is a messenger RNA of Doryrhamphus excisus (bluestripe pipefish), 2168 nucleotides long. RefSeq names its product zinc finger protein 207, b (gene znf207b). NCBI's taxonomy places the organism in Eukaryota, Metazoa, Chordata, Actinopteri, Syngnathiformes, Syngnathidae. Gene Ontology annotation, molecular function: microtubule binding. The record is from RefSeq and is a predicted model, not a curated record. Gene Ontology annotation, cellular component: kinetochore; spindle matrix; nucleus. Gene Ontology annotation, biological process: mitotic spindle assembly; attachment of spindle microtubules to kinetochore; mitotic spindle assembly checkpoint signaling.
UAAGCAGGCCGUUGCUACUUCCUGCGACAGGCGCCAUUUUCGGCGUUGAGGCUGAAUUACAGCAUGCUGUUGUCAAACAGAUAAUAAGAACUAAUUUGACGUAGGCCUUGUUUUUCUGUAUUCGCUGUAAAAAUGGGACGAAAAAAGAAGAAGCAGAUGAAGCCAUGGUGCUGGUACUGCAAUCGAGAUUUUGAUGAUGAAAAGAUCCUCAUUCAGCAUCAAAAGGCAAAACAUUUCAAAUGUCACAUUUGCCAUAAAAAACUAUACACUGGUCCAGGUCUGGCCAUUCAUUGCAUGCAGGUGCAUAAAGAGACAAUCGACAGUGUACCAAAUGCAAUUCCUGGAAGAACAGAUAUCGAGUUGGAGAUCUAUGGUAUGGAAGGGAUUCCAGAGAAAGAUAUGCAAGAAAGGAGACGAACAUUAGCGCAGAAAUCUCAAGACGGAGGGAAGAAAAGGAACCCGGAUGAUUCAGAUGAGGAUGAUGAUGACGAUGAAGCAGGACCGUCAGUGCAGCAGGUGGCUGGAGUCCCGCCUCAGGCAGCCUAUGCUGCACCUAUGGCUCAGCCUGGGAUCCCUACUGUAACCGGUGCAGCGGGGAUGCCUCCAGGUGGAUAUCAAGUUGGAAUGCCUCCAAUGAUGCCAGGUGUUCCUCCCAUGAUGCAUGCCAUGCCCCCUGGUAUGCAUGGAAUGCCUCCGGGGAUGAUGCCAAUGGGUGGAAUGAUGCCUCCCAUGAUGCCAGGCAUGCCUGGUAUGCCCCCAGGAAUGCCACCACAUAUGGCUCCAAGGCCAGGGAUGCCCCACAUGGCCCCUGCUCCAACGGCAGGAGCGAUACCCACACGACCAACGGUACCAGCGGCUCAGCCGGCUGUCACCAAGCCUCUUUUCCCCAGUGCAGCACAGAUGGGCUCUGGUGUUCAAUGCAGCACAGCAGCCGUUUCCUCUCCACCCGCAGACCUUCAGUCUGCCUCCUCUCAGCUUCCCUUUCCUAACACGCCACAAGCCCAGCAAAGUGCUUCAGGAGUCGCUGCAUCCAACUCCCACAGCACGGCAGUCUCCUCCGACCCACCCAAGGCAACAUUCCCUGCAUAUACCCAACCCUCUGUCUCUUCCUCCUCUUCCACUUCCUCAUCUAAUCCAUCUAGCAGUACUGUGGCCAAACCCCCAGCCACAGUGACCACUAAACCUGCUACCCUCACCACCUCGAGUGCAACUAGUAAGUUGAUCCACCCUGAUGAGGAUAUUUCGCUGGAGGAGCUGAGGGCCCAGUUGCCCCGGUACCAGCGUCUGUUAGCAAGGACGGGGCAGGCCCAUGCGGCUGCUCCCCCAGUGGCCGCUGUAGGAGGCAUGAUUGCCCCACAGCAAGGCCUUCCACCACAGCAGCCGGGCAUGAGGCAUCCCAUGCAUGGUCAGUAUGGGGCCCCUCCACAGGGCAUGCCAAGCUACAUGCCUGGAGGGAUGCCUCCGUAUGGGCAGGGUCCUCCUCUGGUUCCUCCUUAUCAGGGAGGCCCCCCACUGGGCAUGAGGCCACCUGUCAUGUCUCCUGCUGGGCGCUACUGAAGCAGCAAAGCAGCCACUACAUUAGGUUUGAGGUUAACACCUUUCUCUCAUCCUUGUACAUUUUCUGACCUAGCUGCAAGCAAAGAGCAGUAAGCCCAGUGGUGGUGAAGACUUAAUUAUUUGUUAGCAACACGUGGACAUUUCAUGUAACCACAGUCCAACACCACACAAGUUCCUGACUGCUUGUUUUGUUAUUUCAUCACUUGUGAAGAUGAAAUUCUUUCCCUCAUAGGUUUCACUCAGGUUCUUAGAGGUGAAGUGUGUUAAAGUGAUUCAUAGUUCUGUUGAAGCUGCUGGACUUACAUGAACGUACCAACCCCUUACAAAGGCAAGUUUACCUUGUAAACCAUUUAUUGGAUUGAAUUUCUUUUUGUAGAUCACUCGAGGCCCUCACAGCAUGUUUAGGUGCUGUUGGACUUGCGUCCCCAACCUUGGUUGGUGAGGGUCUCUGUGAUAAAGAUGAUUCCAACUGUUAUCAAUCUGCAGCUCAUGAGUCUAGCUUUCUUCUUAUUUCAGGCUUGUUUUAAGAUUUUCCUGCUUAAAGGGUACCUGUGUGCAUCCUUUGUAAUGUUUUAUCAAUCUGUUGUAAUAAAAUCCACCUUAAAAAUGCA